Molecule: messenger RNA, 2358 nt
Organism: Kickxella alabastrina
Lineage: Eukaryota; Fungi; Kickxellomycota; Kickxellomycetes; Kickxellales; Kickxellaceae
Product: glycoside hydrolase superfamily
Exons: 7
Coding region: 1-2358 (785 amino acids)
Biological process (GO): carbohydrate metabolic process
Cellular component (GO): extracellular region
Molecular function (GO): chitinase activity
Source: RefSeq, a predicted model, not a curated record
AUGAGACAACUAGCUCUGGUUGUCUUGUUGAUUGUGUGUAGCGUGCUAUGCGCCCGCGCACGGGAGUUUAACAUUAACUGCAACUCAAACCUGGUCAUGUACUGGGGCCAAAACAGUCACGGCGCCACAAGCCCCGGCGAAAACCAGCUCCCACUCGACGAGUACUGUGACAAAGAAGCCGGUGACAUGCUGGUUUUGUCUUUUCUUUCAGAGUUUAACGCCGAUGGCCUGCACCCGCCCAUUCUGAACCUGGCAAACUCGUGCCUAACUACAUUUGACAACUCGACGUUGCUACACUGCCCCAACAUUGGCAAGGCCAUCGAGAAAUGCCAGAAAAGGGGCAAGGCGGUCAUACUUUCCUUGGGCGGUGCCAGCGGCGCAUACGGUUUUACUAGCGAGGUGCAGGCAGAGAGAUAUGCGGACAAAAUUUGGGACAUGUUCCUCGGCGGCACCGCGCAAUACCGUCCGUUUAACGGAGCAGUGCUGGACGGCAUUGACCUGGACAUCGAGGGUGGCUCAUCUAUUGGUUAUGUUCGUUUUGUCCAGCGGUUGAGGGAGAGAUUCAUUGAGUCGCCUGGAAGACGUUUCUACGUGACAGCUGCACCCCAAUGCCCGUAUCCAGACUUUUAUUCGGGCCCGAUAUUAGAUAACGCUUAUCUGGACAUGGUGUUUGUGCAGUUCUACAACAACUACUGCGGCGUGGACAAGCCCAAUUGGUUCAACUUUGAGCAGUGGCAUGAGUGGGCCACUACAGUUUCGGCCAACAAAGAUGUGCGUGUUUACCUCGGUGUUCCCGGCUCGCCGUUGGCCGCCAGCACUGGUUACAUGCCGCUGGACAGAUUGGAGGGCUUGUCAACGCGACCCGGGAAAAGUUCAACACGUUUGGUGCACUACAAGCAGUCCUAUCCAGACUUGUACGAUCACAAACUUGCCAAAAUUGGCGACAAGAUGGUGGCUCUUAUUGGCGGCAAAAACAUGGUGACUGAUGUGGCCCGAAACGCAGCUGGUAAAAUAACGGAUAUCAGCCAGCAGUCGGACCAGAGAUGCAGCCGCAAAGAGACAACAUUAGAAGAGAGUGCCGAAGAUAGCACAGAAACAACCCCCGAGGACAACAACGAGACCACCACCAUGGAGACGACUAAGCUGCUGUUUGCUACCAUUACCAAGACACGCAAGGUUCAUAUUGUGACACAGCACGUCACCAAACGUGUCAGAAAACCACCCGGCAAUGGUGCCUUGAAUUUGCUCACCGAUUGCAGCACAACCACCACAAACAAGACCUUUCCAUUGUCACUCCAACAUUCCAGUUACCCAUCGCGCGCUGCCCGCGGGCUGACCAGCCUUGCAUUGGUGCUGGGUUUGCUUGCAACGGUUACGAGUUUGGCCAGUGCUUCCUUCUGGCCCCGUAAGCACAACUACCCACGCCAAGAAGAAGAAAAAAAGAGAAAGGACAACGACGACGAGUCAAACAGCGAGUCGGAAGACGAGAAUGACGAGUACAUCUACAACAAAUACGGCGAGAAACAAAAGAAAACUGCGACGCCUACGGUUACCGACAUGGAGCUUAUUAAGAAAUCGUCGGGAGUCAACCUCAUUGACGACCACAACCGCCGCGAGGAUCCAGCCAUGCUCAUGUUUGCAGCUAGCUCGGCGCCACAGGGAAUUUUGCCUACUGCGCCAGCCUCCGAGUGCAGUGCGCAUGCAGGCGCCCUUUCCAAGCGCGAUGUCAGUGACAUUACUGGCGCAUCAGUCUCCAUGGCACACAUCGGUAAAAAGCCCUGGCGCUCGCAAGUCGAGGACUUUUAUACUAUCUACGCGCUGUACUCGGCAUUCUCAGGAAUUUCCAAUGACAUGACCCGCCAGCAGUUUGAACGUUAUGAUGUCUCUGGCGGGCCGCCCGCUGCUUGCUCGGUUUACAUUUGUCCCCUGCGCGGCGAGGAUGACGACUUUAAGCACUACCUUUCAAAGGACGGCCAGGUUGAGGAGGAUAUUCUGCGCUGGCGCGUUGCUCUGCCUCUGCCUCUUAAUGCCACCAUGCUACACACUAGCCGAGGAUUAUUUUACGCUGAUGACCGGGUGUCUGCCGAGGUUAAAUCCAUGUAUAUGCAGCGCGUUGCCUUCUACAACGAUAACAUCCGCUUGAACACCAACAAGAAGCAGUCCGGUCCCGAGUUUCAGCGACUUGAAGAUUUGGCAGCGGGCCACAGUUCUAACGCAACGGACGCCACCAACCGGGAGUUUACCGAUGGUCCAAACUAUGACAGUAUUCGGCGAAACUUGAUUUCUCCAUCCGUGAUGAUGCAUAUUCUCCACAAGAGCCAAUACCCCUCCAGAGUUCCUCGACGAGCCAGUUCCUAA